ACGUCUUUCUUUCCGCAUUGUUUUUCUUAGCAUGUCCUGGAAUUCAAGAAAUGCUAACCAAUACACCCUGGAUGUGUGUGACGUUUUAACAAAUGUAGAUGGCACAAUGUUACAAAUAAACAAGCCUGUAUAUAUUUGUUUCGACGGGUAUGAACGUCGCACAACAGUCGGCAGCGAUUCAGUGACGCAAUGAGCGUGCGCCAACACGGCAGACAUUAAUUUCCCGCGACCGACACAUUUCUCGGCAUGAUGGAGGAGUGUAGUUCUCCUACGGUUUCUCUCAGAGAGUUUGGCUGUGAGCAAAGUUUACUCUCCCGUCCUGAUGGCUCAGCGUCCUUCGUUCAAGGAGACACAAGCGUACUGGCUGCAGUGUAUGGACCAGCUGAAGUCAAAGUCAGCAAGGAAAUUUAUGAUAGGGCAACACUGGAGGUCAUCAUACAACCCAAAAUUGGCCUCCCAAGUGUGAAGGAACGAGCCCAGGAGAAGUGCGUGCGAGAAACCUGCGAGGCGUCCCUGCUCCUGUCCCUUCACCCUCGCUCAUCCCUCACGCUGGUCCUGCAGGUGCUCCACAACGAUGGCUCCCUGCUGUCCGGCUUCCUGAACGCCGCCUGCAUGGCUAUGAUGGACGCCGGCUUGCCCAUGAGUUGCCUGUUCUGCGGCGUGACCUGCGCCAUCCACGCAGACGGGAGGAUCAUCACAGACCCGACCGCCGCUCAGGAAGUAGAGAGUCGAGCUCUGAUGACCUUCGCCAUUGACAGCAAAGAGCGCCGUGUGAUGAUGACCUCCACCAAAGGAUCCUUUUCAGUGCACGAGCUGCAGCAGUGCAUCGCCGUCAGUCAGGCGGCGUCAGAGAAGAUCUUCCACUUCUACAGAGACUCGGUCAGGCGGCGCUACUCCAAAAGUGUCUUCUGAUCAUUUUUUUCCUUCGUAUUGCUCACAAAGAACACAUUUUCUAAUAAAAUAUUCACCAACCAUUUUGGGGCUCCUCUGCUUGCAGUUCACUCGCAGGUCACUUUGCUGCAAGUGUGUGUGUGUGUGUGUGUGUGUGUGUGUGUGUUUGUUUUAGCAGAUUGGAAGAAAUGCAGUGCAAGACAGAUGACAUAAGUGAGACCGUUUGAGGCCGAGCCUGAAAAGUUCCUGUUGUGGGUAAGUAGAAGUCUUCUCCUCAAGCUACCGUAAUUCCUCAUAUAAUGGUGGACUCAAAAUUAUUCAAUGCCCAAUGAUUUUUUUUUAUUUUUUUUUAUAAUAGCAUCGCAUAACGCAACAAAUAUCACAGUCGAUCAUUAUUGGUUGAGCGUGGCCGUCUAUUUUUGCAUUUUAUUUUAUUUUAUUUAAAUUAGUAUUUAUUGUAAAACAGACGGUAGCUGUCGAAUUGUGUAUUUUAUUUUUGUAUUUGCAUUUAUUAUUUGAAACAAAAAAUAAUGUGGCUGUUUAUUUUUGGAUUUUGUAUUUUCUUUUCAAAAUAAUGUGGCUGUUUAUUUUUGGAUUUUGUAUUUUCUUUUCAAAAGAAAGUGGCCAUUUAUUUUUGUAUUUUAUUUUAUUUGUAUUUAUUUAAAAAAACAGGUUUAUUUUUUUGUAUUUUAUUUUAUUUUAAUU
Molecule: messenger RNA, 1596 nt
Organism: Dunckerocampus dactyliophorus (ringed pipefish)
Lineage: Eukaryota; Metazoa; Chordata; Actinopteri; Syngnathiformes; Syngnathidae
Gene: exosc5
Product: exosome component 5
Exons: 7
Coding region: 247-912 (221 amino acids)
Biological process (GO): U4 snRNA 3'-end processing; nuclear mRNA surveillance; poly(A)-dependent snoRNA 3'-end processing
Cellular component (GO): nucleolus; cytoplasmic exosome (RNase complex); nuclear exosome (RNase complex)
Source: RefSeq, a predicted model, not a curated record